Molecule: messenger RNA, 939 nt
Organism: Malania oleifera
Lineage: Eukaryota; Viridiplantae; Streptophyta; Magnoliopsida; Santalales; Ximeniaceae
Product: small ribosomal subunit protein uS4y-like
Exons: 3
Coding region: 188-781 (197 amino acids)
Biological process (GO): positive regulation of translational fidelity; translation
Cellular component (GO): cytosolic small ribosomal subunit
Molecular function (GO): structural constituent of ribosome; rRNA binding
Source: RefSeq, a predicted model, not a curated record
AUCAUUAUAGAUUCGGCCCAAUAUGCAGCCAAGCCCAAAAUUCGAUUAGGGUUUCGCCAAUUCGCCCCCUCCCCUCUCUGUCUUUUCGUCUGACGGCGGCUCCCUCCCUCCCUCAUCUCCUCUUUAGUUUUUCCUUUCGCCCCCUCCCCUCUCUGUCUCUUCGUCUGACGGCCGAGCGGAGGCAAGCAUGGUUCACGUCAGUUUCUACAGAAACUAUGGGAAGACAUUCAAGAAGCCCCGGCGUCCAUAUGAGAAGGAGCGUUUGGAUGCGGAGUUGAAGCUUGUCGGAGAGUAUGGGCUUCGAUGUAAGCGGGAGUUAUGGAGGGUUCAGUAUGCUUUGAGUCGCAUCCGAAAUAAUGCUAGGAUGCUUCUCACUCUUGAUGAGAAAAAUCCUCGUCGGAUCUUUGAGGGUGAAGCACUUCUACGGAGGAUGAACAGGUAUGGGCUUUUGGAUGAGAGCCAGAACAAGCUUGAUUACGUCUUGGCCUUGACCGUGGAGAACUUCCUUGAGCGCCGGCUUCAAACACUCGUCUUCAAGUCUGGCAUGGCAAAGUCUAUUCACCAUGCUCGUGUACUCAUCAGGCAGAGGCAUGUCAGGGUUGGGCGGCAGGCGGUGAAUAUCCCAUCUUUCAUGGUGAGAGUGGAUUCUCAGAAGCACAUUGACUUCUCUCUCACCAGUCCUUUUGGAGGUGGACGCUCGGGAAGAGUGAAGAGAAAGAACCAGAGGGCAGCUGCCAAGAAGGCUGCUGGUGGAGAUGGAGACGAAGAGGAUGAGGAUUAAACCUUAGCGUAGGUGUGCGUGACGUAGUACUGUUUUUUAGAAAAAAUGAAUAUUUAUGUUUACUUUACUGGGUGUCGGUACUUGGUAGUAGUACUUUUACUUGUUUGCCUUGUUUGCUGAACAUGACAGAUCAAUUCCUUUUUGGUGUUUGUUUUUAA